This is a messenger RNA of Bombyx mandarina (wild silkworm), 1379 nucleotides long. RefSeq lists its product as uncharacterized. The record is from RefSeq and is a predicted model, not a curated record. NCBI's taxonomy places the organism in Eukaryota, Metazoa, Arthropoda, Insecta, Lepidoptera, Bombycidae.
AUAAACUGUCAAGAUGUCAAAAUAAAAAUUAAAGUAGAGAUUUUUUAUAUUUUUAGAAUGUUUUUCAUUUACAAUAAUUGGAGUAAAAAAUGUUAAUUAGUUCAAUUAUUUGUCUUCAUAAAUUAGACGUUUAGUGUUAGACUACGUAAUAAAAAUAUGGGGAAAAACAAAAUGAUAGCUAAAAGUUGCCCGAAAUGUGAAAUGCAGGUAGCCGUUGCAUCAAAAUCGUGUAAGUGCGGACACACUUUCUUUUCUGCUCGUCGCGGUGCUGACACUCUGCCGGCCGUUGAGAAUAUCAAAAGAAGAACCGGUCGAGUUAGGAGAUCGCAGCCUCAGUUUUAUGAUGCCCAGCAUUACCAAAAGCAGAUUAAAAGGAGAUCGCCGAAGAAAAGGUCUUUAUCGAGAUCCAUAGAUGAAGACUCUAAAAACAGUAGAGAGAAAACUGAAAAUGCUUCCGCGAUAGCGCUGCCAGUGGCAUCACGCGCCCGCCGCCGCCGCGCCCUACGACGGACCCGCCGAUCCCCGCCGGCGUCCGUGAACAACUCGCGCGACCCCACACCCAAUCUAAGGCCCGCCCAAUUAGCUAGAUGCAGAUUAAUACUUCAAGAGAUCAACAGAAAGAUGAGCGCUGUCACCUGGCAUCCGCCUGCCGAAUAACGAAGAAAAAAAAAAGAAAACAAGAACUGUCAUUUAAGAAACAGGGAUGCCCAUCCCUGAAUUGACUAAAGAAGUUUUAGUCGAUUAUUCGGAAUCGACUAAAUACAAUCAAUUGAUUGUCAUCGGAAAAGUGUUUGAAUGCGAUAUGUGUUUUUUUUUUACGAAUUUGGCAUAGUACGUUAUUGAUUUGUGCAUUAGUAUGUCUAGACAACGAGUGAGCUAUUUUUAAAUAAUUUAACUGAAAAGAUUUAACUUAAUAAGUUUUUGCUUUGUUUUUCGCGAGUCGCGGAUAAAAUUAAAACUACUUUUACGGUUUAAUUUCUAGUUUAUUGUCGCCAUUAUGUCGUUUCCAAAGCUUCGAAUACAGGCUUCAUGGUUAUACGGACGAACUGUAGAGCCAUUUGACAAUGGCAAUUGAAUAUUGCGCCAAUUACAGUUUUUUUUGACAUGAUAAUGUCUUAUAAAUUGGUGAACACCGACUGCACGGAGAAAAAGUGUCACGUUCCGCCUAAGCCUGAGCGUGCAAGCGAGAGCGCGGAAUAAGCGAAAUGGAGACACAAUCGGCCCAAGCGUUAAUUUAUUGAAAUAAUUGUAAUUUUCCAUUAAGUCUUUCUUUGUAUUGUACAAAAUAAUGAAUGAAUUCAGUGAUAAUAAUUCAAAUCAAUUCAUAAAAGUAUGUAGUUUUUCAUUAAAGUUUCUUUAAGACGUUGUCACUUAAAACU